AGAAAAUUCUAGAAUUACAAAUUAUUUGGAGCUUAGACCGCACAGCAUUGCCCACGCCGUUGCCCCCUUCUCCAGUUCUCCGCUCGAGCCCGCGCCGCGGAACCCGCCUCCAGUCUCCUUCCCACCGGACCACGGCAUCCACCCCCUCGUUCGUCGUCGUCGUCUCCCCAUCUACUAGUAUCGGAUUGGCGUGGAGUGGAGAUCAAUCCGGAGCUGGGAUUGAUUUCUUUUGUUGUUACUUACUUGGGCAAUUUUUCUUGUGGGAAAGGAAGGACACUCGUGAGUCAGAACGUUCUUCAUAAACCUGAAUAAAGGACAUGCGAUCAAAGAAGGCAGCCGGGAAGAGGCAGAGCUCAGGUCAUCGCAAUAGUGAUGUUUCAUGGAUCUCUGAGGUUAAAGACUUACCGAAUGUGGCUAUAAGGAAGAAAAGGGGGAUAAGAGCACCUCCACCUUCUAAAAGUUUACGUGGUAAAAAGGUUGAUAAGGUUAUUGACAGUGAUGGUCCAUCCUCAUCUUCAGAAGAACAAGAUCACUCGGCAAACUCCAAAAACAGGCUCCAAAAAGCUUGCUCUCAAACCACAGAGAGGUUUCCUAACAGCCCAACUGGUUUUGAGAAAUCUUUCUGUUCAGAAAAAGAAACAGAUGCUACAAGAAGCAAGGAAGAUACACUUCAUUUGAAACAGAAAGGGGUUGAUAGUGAGCCCACAAGCCAGAAUGACUUAGCAAAUGAAGAUGGUUCUAGCAUGCAAACAGCUGUUGUGAAAAAGGGUAUUGAUGAGGAAAGAAGCUCUCGAGAAAUCAAAGAUGACGUGUCUAAUGCGCAAGUGGAUGCCACAUUCUCUGAGGAUAAUAGUGCUGAAGUUGAAGAUGUGAAAGUGUGUGACAUAUGUGGAGAUGUUGGCGACGAGGAGAAGCUCGCUGUCUGUAGCAGAUGCAAUGAUGGUGCUGAGCAUACUUAUUGUAUGCGGGUAAUGAUGGAAGAGGUUCCAGAGAGUCAGUGGUUGUGUGAAGAGUGCCAAACUGAGGUAGAAUUUGAAAACGAGAAUAAACUAGAAAAAUGUCAGGUGAAGGUCGGCACUUCAAAAGGACAGUCCUUUGAAGGGAAAAUGAACAAACCUGUCAAUGCUGCAAAUGGCAGAAGUUCUUCGGACAGUGAAUUCGAGGCUGAAAAUGUAGGUAACAAAGAGUCAGAUACCGCAAAUGACGGCAGUGAUAUGGUCAAUAACAGGAUGGAAGAAAAUGCUGCGAUUACAACCUCAGUUAGAGAAACUAUCCCAGAACCUACUGGUUUAUACAUGGGGGCUGACUCCAGAAAAAGAUUGUCACCAUCACAUGAGAGCUCAUUCAGGUUUGAUGUGGACAAAGGAAAACAGCCCAAUCAUCAAGUGGCAACCUCAUUGGCAUCUAAUGCUCCGAAGAAUCUGGCACCAGAACCUCGUGGUCAACUUUUAAAAUCCACCUCUUUCAACAACUCAAAGGUUCCCAAAGUGAAACAGCUACUGAAUGAAGUUCCUCAGAAGCCCAAAAAUUUGAAGGAAGCUUGGUCUUCUGCCUUGAAAAAGGAGGGGCCAAUAAGCAUGACUACUAAGUCGACAACCUUUAAAAAGCCUAAAUCUUUUGAGCAAGCAAAUAAGGCAAAGUCUUCCAUCUUGUCACCUGCCAAGGAGCCAAGGAUGACAAAUCCACUGGUGAGCCGAAAUGUAACAAAUGAUAGAGGCACUUCUAUUUUGGGUUGUCCCUCUGCUACCGCAUCAAUGGUUGCUACUGUCCCUUCAAAAACUGAUACCACAGGUCAGCACCUUGCUACAAUAAAUAACAUGACUGACUCAAAUUACUUAUGCAUUGCCCAUGGACAGGGUGUUAAAAACUCUCAUGGAAGCAGUGAGCUAAAGAAGCCACUUUUAGCAAAAAUGCUUGGAAGUACGAUGUUAUCUAGUGCUGAGAGAUCCUCUGGUAUUCUUGGUUCUGGCACACCGAUAAAGGUAAUUCAAAACUCAGAUCCUUCACAUCGGGAUAAUAAAAUAAAGGAUCCACCUAGCUUCAGAUCAGGUGCUUCUAGCAGUAAUCGCACAAUUCGUUGCCAAAGAUGUAAUGAAGCAGGCCAUUCUACACAAUUUUGUGCUAUUGACAAACUUCACUUGUCUGCAAUAAAACCUUUGAGCGAGCAGAACUUGAAGGAUGCAUCUGCCAAUAGGACUAAAAUACCUGAAACUAGUUCAUUGGUCACUACUGAAAAAGCUGCUUCCAGAUCGGCAGAUCAAUCCGAGCAAAGCCUAAAAUGUGGUACUUAUCAGAAUCCAAUAUGUGGGCCUAAAGAUGUUUUAUCUACCUCAUUUAGCCAUGUGAAGAAGCCCUCCCAAUUGUUUGUUCGGACUAAUGAGCAGCAUAUGAGAUACAGUCUGUCCAAGCCUAGCAGCGUGGCUUCAAUAGAGUGUAACAAGCUGAAGUUCAAAGACGAUCAUCCAACUCAAUCUGCCAUGGCAGGAAGGUCUGCUGGUAACGGUUCUGCUAUGCCCAGUGAUCCUAGGGAUGAAUCCAGUCAAGGCUUUUCAACUGGUGACGAACCAAUAGCUUCGACUGUGCUAGAGUUGGACUACAUAUGGCAAGGUGGUUUUGAGCUAUGGAGAACUGGAAGAUCACCUGAGCUAUGCGAUGGCUUCCAAGCCCACUUAUCAUGUUCUGCUUCACAGUUAGUGCUGGAAGUAGCAAAGAAAUUCCCUUCUAAAGUCCAGCUUGAGGAACUUCCUCGUCAGAACUCAUGGCCAACACAUUUUCAGGAAAGUGGUCCUACGUAUGACAAUGUUGGUCUUUUCUUCUUUGCUAGAGAUGCUCAGAGCUAUGAACGUCACUACAGUAAAUUAGUUGAAAAUAUGCUGAAGAACGAUUUAGUGCUCAGAGGAAGUGUUGACACAGUUGAGAUGCUUAUAUUCCCUUCCAAUAUCCUGUCAAAGAACUUUCAAAGGUGGAACAUGUUCUAUUUUCUAUGGGGUGUGUUUAGAGUUAGCAGAAAAAAUUGCAUAAAACUUCUGCCUGAUGUACACACAAGUAGACGCAAAUCUAAUUUAAGUGAGGGUCCCCGGGUGGUGGAUCCUAGUACCUCUGUUUUACCAUCUAAUCACUCAUUGUCAGAAGACUCGAAUAAUUUCUCCAAACCAGACCCCAAUUUGGUAAAGUCAGCUACUUGUACAGACCAUCAAUGUGUAGAGAGUUUUGAAGCCAAUCAUCAGGGGUGUUUGAAUGGAGAGAACUCUUUGAAUCAGCCCGUGAGUCGGAGACCUUUAGAUGAUCAUCAUGAUUUAGCUACAGCAAGAUGUUCAUCAAAUAACAAUGGUUUUAUUGAUCACUCCGUUACCGCCACAGAAAGAAAACACCAGAGACUUAAUUAUUCAGGACACGAAGAUAAAAUGCGUGACAAUUUCAAUGGUAAUGUUAGUGAAAGAGAUUUUGAUGUGAAUAAGGUGCCGAUUGCUUGCUCUGUCUCCUUAAUCCAAGAGGAAGAACCUGGUAAGGAGAACACAACCAUCAACCUUAACAAUGCAGAGCAGCUCAUGGAUAUAUACCAUGAAAGUACUACUGAGGUUAACACAGGCACACUGGAUCCUCUUUCUCAUGCAUCAGGUGGUGCACGUAAAAGAGAUUUUGAGAUGGUCAAUGGAGCUGAUGGCGUCGAUGGAGAACUCGAGCAUAAGAAAAUUAAAUUGGAUAAUGUAGUGUCUGCAAACUCUUGUUUCAGUGAGAAUGUCAACGAUGGAAGGUUAUCAUCUAAGGUGCACCCCCUCGCAGCUUCCUCUGUGGAUGAUGGCACUGACAAUAAAGUGAUGGCAGGAAGCUCAAAGGGUGAGAGAAAAUGCGUAUUUCUACUAGAUCUAAAUGCAGUGGACGAUGCGGUAUCUGAGAACAUUGUAGAUAUUCUGUCUUCAGAUGAUGAAGAGUUGCCGGAACCUGGUGUGCCAGAUCCUGAUCUAGAAAGGGGGGAUGAUAUAUCUUCAGGAAAGGCCAUGCUGUCCUCUGUUUCAUCAAAGGUUGUAGAGAAGCAGAAUAAGGGAGAUAGGGUGCCAACUGAUAUAACGGGUCCACUCUCCCUCUCUCUGGCAUUCCCGUCAAGGAAGGAGCAAGCUAGUAAACCACAAUCAGAACCACAGAGACAGUUGCCUGAGAGGAGAAAUUGGAAAAAUGCAUCAUCCAUUUGGGGCCAACAGUGAUGGUUCGUUGCUCUUGCAUUCCUUAUGUCGGCGGACUUUUGAAGCCCCUGCUCACCUCAAAAGGAGCCACCCAAGACAUAAUAAUUCUGAAAACAGAUGCAGCUGCAAUGAUGCCUUGUAAUGCGAUUAGCAUCUGAGGCAUUGAUCUGAUAACCGCACAUGCUCUUGGCAUCACAUCCCAUCAGGACUUUUGAACUACAAAGAGCUUCAGUUCUCACAAUGUGAGUUGAUCAAGUGCAGAAACAUCGAUAGCGAUCUGAGGAAAAGUUGAAACUCUCCAUUUUGAAUCUCAUGUUCAAAAUCAGCAUUGUAAAUCGCAUGUCAAUUUUGCCCAUAGCUGUCAGCAGCCUGAAAAUUGGACGGUAACAGUGCGAGUAAAUGCUGGUAUUCGGCUGCUGUUAGUGCAUAACAUAUUGUUGCCACCGUUAAUUUGUUCCUUUAAUCCAUGAAAUUUGCUGCGGGAUGUACGCUAAUCUGAACGGCAUUACACAUUCGCUUAGGCAAACGACAUAAUUCGACUUUUACUAUCCUCUGUAGUUUAUCAACAAAUUAACAGACUUAUACUAUGAAAUGUUGCAGCAGCUUUGUUAGUAGUGGACUAUUAGGGCCAUGUGCUUUUAUAAUAUGCCCCUCCCAUUUGUUACGGUUAGAACUGUAAAGACAA
Messenger RNA from Phragmites australis (common reed), 4866 nucleotides. Its product is annotated as protein PARALOG OF AIPP2-like. The record is from RefSeq and is a predicted model, not a curated record. The transcript is spliced from 13 exons. Lineage: Eukaryota; Viridiplantae; Streptophyta; Magnoliopsida; Poales; Poaceae. Bases 318 to 4202 code for a protein of 1294 amino acids.